Messenger RNA from Neoarius graeffei (lesser salmon catfish), 1002 nucleotides. It is a transcript of the gene cisd1, whose product is annotated as CDGSH iron sulfur domain 1. The transcript has 3 exons. NCBI's taxonomy places the organism in Eukaryota, Metazoa, Chordata, Actinopteri, Siluriformes, Ariidae. Gene Ontology annotation, cellular component: intracellular membrane-bounded organelle; mitochondrial outer membrane. Gene Ontology annotation, molecular function: 2 iron, 2 sulfur cluster binding. Bases 252 to 575 code for a protein of 107 amino acids. The record is from RefSeq and is a predicted model, not a curated record. Gene Ontology annotation, biological process: regulation of autophagy.
ACCAGUUCAGAAAGUCGUCUAUAUUACAUUUACUCUCGACACUACACUUUGUCUGGCUUGUUCUUGAAUAUUUGUUGAGAAAGUGGGCUCAGGGACUUGAGUUGCUCUGGUGUCGUAUGCGCACUUGGUUGCAGGGUUGAUUCACUGGAAUGAUCCACCUACAGCUUGAGGGAACUUUAAAAUAUGGGUCAUUAGCCUUUCAAAAAGGUCAUUUUGCAGUCUCUUGUGGCGCGUGAUAUCUCGACGUAGUCAUGCGGAGCUCAUCAACUUUGUCUAAAGGUGAAGUGAUCACGGCUUUGUCCGUCACUGCUGGAGCCAUGGCUGUGGGUUUCCUGAUCCAUAAAACAUUAUUCUCCAAAGCCAAAUGCGCGAAGCCCAGAGUGAACCUGGACCAACAGAAAGACAACCCCAAAGUGGUGCAUGCUUUCGAUAUUGAGGACCUGGGUGAGAAGGCUGUCUACUGUAGAUGUUGGAGAUCUAAGAAGUUUCCGUACUGUGAUGGUGCCCAUGCAAAACACAAUCAAGAGACUGGGGACAACGUGGGCCCUCUGAUCAUUAAAAAGAAGGAUGCAUGAGUGUGAGAGUUGAUGUACUCAUCGUAGAUGUUUGCAAUCCCAUUGAAACAAUGACAGAUUGGUAUACAUUUGCCUCACAUCUGCAACUAAGCUCGUUGUAUGAUUAAGUUUUCUUGUCAUAGCUGCUUGUGUCUGAAUGUUCAUCAUUAACAUGGUCUCAUUCUCUAUCUUGUCUUAGUGUAGGUGUACACUAUAUAUUGAGGAAUAUAUUUUCCACCCAAAAGUUCAAUAAUUACAGUUGACUACUGAUGUUGGUGAUGAAAUUAAUACCACAUUUUUCUGGUUCUUAUUCUGAUCCCUGAAUGUUUCUCAGUUGAUGGGUGAAAUUACUGUAACCAAUGUUGACAAAAGCACUUAAGUGUGAAUGUGGUGUGAUGGAGUGUACAAUUGAAAACCAUGAAAAAAAAUAAAUGAACUGUAAGAAAAA